AUGGACCCAGCGGGCGUAGCUACUUCGCUGCUGGUUUUGCUGGCAGCAAAUAACUCCUCGAUACUCGACUGUGUCUGUAACCACGUCGCCAACGUCACCGACGAAAUGAGUUACGGCGAUGGACUGAUGUGGGAGACGUACUGCCAAGACCUCGAAUUCCAGGCCGAGAUACCGGUCUUCCUGGAGCACCUCUCUGACUACUGGCGGGACUCGGCGCAGCUGCUCUCACUGGGUGUGAAACAUUUCUCUCAGCUGCUCGUCCCCCUCGCUUUCGAGCACAUGGGUAUCCGUUCAAAUGAUCUGCAACGCCAUGGAUGGAUUAAGAGCAUGAAACAUCUGAGAGACAUGCUGCACACGAAAUUAAGCGGCUGGGUUCAUGAUGUGCAAUCCGUCAGCGAGCAGAUGGCGUACUACAAAGUGGAAGAACACAAGAACAGGCCUGGGACUUAUAUACUUAGGUAA
Messenger RNA from Schistocerca nitens (vagrant locust), 462 nucleotides. RefSeq lists its product as uncharacterized. NCBI's taxonomy places the organism in Eukaryota, Metazoa, Arthropoda, Insecta, Orthoptera, Acrididae. The record is from RefSeq and is a predicted model, not a curated record. The transcript has 3 exons. The coding region runs from base 1 to 462 and encodes 153 amino acids.